Molecule: messenger RNA, 2270 nt
Organism: Cherax quadricarinatus
Lineage: Eukaryota; Metazoa; Arthropoda; Malacostraca; Decapoda; Parastacidae
Product: solute carrier family 4 member 11
Biological process (GO): monoatomic ion homeostasis; monoatomic anion transport; transmembrane transport
Cellular component (GO): basolateral plasma membrane; plasma membrane
Molecular function (GO): solute:inorganic anion antiporter activity
Source: RefSeq, a predicted model, not a curated record
GUACCAAGAACUCGCUGGAGACGGGCCGCACCUUCGCUACCAUCUUCGCCGACAUGGACUUCCGGCAGCGGCUUCUGGAGGCCUCCAACGAAGAAGAGUUCAAACGUCUCAUCAUUAAGCACUCACAGGAACUAGCUGAGGAACAACAGAUGAGCAAUGACAAGCGUAUGGAGAUGAACCAUGAAAGAGCCGAUGAAUUUGAAUAUCAGGAAAAGCGGUGUUCGUUUGCGCGAGGUCUGCGAGAAGACCUGGAGCGACGCAUCCCCCACUACCUCUCCGACUACAAGGACGGCGUCAUAGGUCACAAGACGCUGCAGAAAGUCAUCUCCACAACCUUCUUCCUGUACUUCGCCUGCAUCCUGCCCGCCAUCGCCUUCGGGGUUCUCAACGACCACAACACACAUGGAAAAAUAGACGUCAAGAAGGUGAUAAUUGGGCAGGUGAUAGGUGGAGUCUUCUGGGGCUUGUUCUCUGGCCAGCCCCUUCUCAUCCAGCUCACCACUGCACCUCUUGCUAUAUACAUUAAGAUCAUAUAUUACAUCUGUGAUGACUUCAAGCUUAACUUCCACGCGAUGUACUGUGCGGUGGGGCUGUGGAACAGCUUCUUUUUGGUGAUGUAUUCAUUAUUUGAUGUGUCUCGCCUCAUGCGGUGGUCCACACGCUCCACAGAAGAGAUUUUUGCUCUCUUCAUCUCCAUUGCCUUCUGUAAUGACGCCUUCACUGCCGUCGGAAAAAAUUUUGAUGCCAACUACUACAGUCCGGCGUGUCAAGGCCUUACCAACAGCACCAAUUACACCUCAUAUACCAUAGGUACCCAGUCACCCUACACUAUCUUAGGCAACUCCUCAGAUAUUUACUCUACACCCAGCAUACCAGAAGGCAACAUGACCUUGACCCUUGUGCAAGAUGUAUGUACGAGGGAGAACUCCAUCCUCUACCUCUUGCUUAUGUUUGGCACACUCUGGCUUGGCGUGAUGCUCUACAACUUCAACAAGACACCGUACCUGAAUGCCAACAAGCGGGAGGCGCUAGCAGAUUAUGCUCUGCCCGUUGCAGUCAUUGUUUUAUCAUUUAUUGGGUCAUACGUCUUCCGCGACGUCAAGCUGGAACACUUCCGGUAUGACAACAGCUACGACAUGUUCAAAUUGCCCCCACUGGAAAUACUGCCAUACCCAGCGGUGUUCGCUACCAUGGGUAUGGGAUUCUCGCUCUCAAUGCUCUUCUUCAUGGACCAAAACAUCGGCUCUGCCAUGGUCAACAAUCCAUGCAACAAGCUCAAAAAAGGUCCAGCCUACCACUUGGACCUCUUAGUGGUAGCAUUAAUGAAUGGUUUCCUCUCCAUCUUCGCCUUACCAUGGAUGCAUGCAUGUCUACCACACUCACCUCUGCAUGUCCGGUCUCUAGCUGAUGUUGAAGAGAGGGUCGAGCAGGGACACGUCUAUGAAAUAAUCGUGAAGGUGCGGGAGACUCGCUUGACUGGACUCUUCUCCAAUAUCCUCAUCGGGUUAUCCAUCUUCUUGUUACCUUAUCCUCUGGCCUAUAUUCCAACAGCAGUGCUUGAUGGCCUCUUCCUUUAUAUGGCUGUUACUGCACUUAAUGGAAACCAAAUGUUUGAGCGUAUAUCACUGCUUUUUAUGGAACAGGCAGCAUAUCCACCUAAUCACUACAUCAGACGAGUCCCUCAGCGCAAAAUCCAUAAGUUCACAGGACUACAAGUUGUUCAGUUGCUAGUAAUGUGUUCCCUAGGGUUUGCUCCUUGGCCAUAUCUCAAGAUGAUGUUUCCAGUUGCCCUCCUCCUCCUCCUACCUAUCAGGCACAAGUUAGUUCCAUUGGUGAUCGAAGACAAGUACCUAGCAGCACUGGAUGGUGAGCACCAGUAAUACGACCAUCCUCAGCUCAUGUCUAAGUUCGUGUAAUCACAGUGAAGUUCUGUGAGUUAGGAGAACUUCACAUGGUUAUUAAGUUUGUGCGACCACCAUCAACUUCACACAGCCUGAGCAACCUCAUGUGACCUUCAUCUGUAAAUGACCUCACCAGCAGCAAAUAUGACCCAAAUGUUAAGGCAUCUGACACCAAUGCGAUCACAUGUUCUACACAUACAAUCAUUAUAUGGUUAGCCAACCUCAUAGUCAGUGAGUGUAGCUCACUAUUGCAUAAUCAGUUUGUAUGCAAUGCAUAGCCUGUUUUAGUAGCUAAUAAGUUUUAUGAAAAAUUUCAUGUGGGAUGACUAGAUAUUAAUAGGGAAUAUAUAUUCAUUAUAUUAUAAUAUA